GCGGGCGGCAUGGCUAGCACGGCUUCGGAGAUCAUCGCCUUCAUGGUCUCCAUCUCGGGCUGGGUACUGGUGUCCUCCACGCUGCCCACCGACUACUGGAAGGUGUCUACCAUUGACGGCACGGUCAUCACCACCGCCACCUAUUGGGCCAACCUGUGGAAGGCGUGCGUUACCGACUCCACGGGCGUCUCCAACUGCAAGGACUUCCCUUCCAUGCUGGCGCUGGACGGUUAUAUCCAGGCAUGUAGAGGACUUAUGAUCGCUGCUGUCAGCCUGGGCUUCUUUGGUUCCAUAUUUGCGCUCUUUGGAAUGAAGUGUACCAAAGUCGGAGGCUCCGAUAAAGCCAAAGCUAAAAUUGCUUGUUUGGCUGGGAUUGUCUUCAUACUGUCAGGGCUGUGCUCAAUGACCGGCUGUUCCCUAUAUGCAAACAAAAUCACAACGGAAUUCUUUGAUCCUCUCUUUAUUGAGCAAAAGUAAGUACUCCUCUCUGUCU
Molecule: messenger RNA, 493 nt
Organism: Piliocolobus tephrosceles (Ugandan red Colobus)
Lineage: Eukaryota; Metazoa; Chordata; Mammalia; Primates; Cercopithecidae
Product: claudin-10-like
Exons: 3
Coding region: 10-477 (155 amino acids)
Cellular component (GO): membrane; bicellular tight junction
Molecular function (GO): structural molecule activity
Source: RefSeq, a predicted model, not a curated record